Molecule: messenger RNA, 396 nt
Organism: Caenorhabditis briggsae
Lineage: Eukaryota; Metazoa; Nematoda; Chromadorea; Rhabditida; Rhabditidae
Exons: 3
Coding region: 1-396 (131 amino acids)
Source: RefSeq, a predicted model, not a curated record
AUGGAUGCAGUAUAUCCGGUAUAUUCAUCGUUGGUAUCUUCAUUCCGGUAUCGUGCCUCUUCUGCUGGGCCAGUGGUGGCUGCCGUCGAUCGAAAAGUCGUCGUUUUUCAUUCUUCCAAAGCUUUUCUAGUCGUCGGCGAAGUCGAAGUCGGCGUGGCACGGGAAACGACGAAGAGCGAAGCAGUUUGUACCCUUCUUCUCCUCCGACUCUUCAAAUCCGUAACGGCCCCAAAGUGCCGACAGCCAUCGUCCUUCUCUCUUCCCGCUGUAUCUCACGACGUCAUUUUAGAAGAGAGCGAGUCUUCGGAGCAUGAAUGGAAGAAGGCCAAACGAUGUCGGAAAAUAACCUUCGAUCUCUCAAUGCACCAUCGGGAUAAUGAACUUUCUCACCUGUGA